AUGCUCGACCCGGUCCAGGAUGGCGGGGACGCGAGCCUCACCAACCGUCAAAUAAGCAUUCUCAUUGCCAUCGAGCGAACCGGCGCCGGCUUCUCCAUGGCCGCCAUCGUCAUCACGCUCGUCACGUUUGUCUGCUUCAAGAAGAUGCGCACCAUGCCCAACCUGUUCCUCGUCUUCGCAUCGUUGGCCAACGCCGGCGCCAGCAUCGCAUCCAUGAUCGGAUACGACGGCCUGAUCCGAGGCGAGAACUCGUCGCUGUGUCAAGCGCAAGCCUUCCUUAUGCAGUGGUUCAUGCAGUCGGAUCCUUGGUGGUCCUUUGCGAUGGCAGUCAACGUUUAUCUCGUCUUCUUCCACAACGCGGACCCGUCUUCCUUCCGAAAGUAUCUCUGGGUAUACUGCCUCGUGUGUUUCGGGGGCCCGAUGGUGCCCGCCAUUAUCCUGAUUUCGAUUCGCGACGAUGUUCGCGGGCCUAUAUUCGGUGAUGCCGUGCUGUGGUGUUGGAUCGGCCCUGAAUGGACUCUCCUGCGGCUCUACGCAUACUACAUUCCCAUCUGGAUGUGCAUCCUUCUGUCGGCUGUUGCCUACUCUGCCGUCGGAUACCGCGUCUUUCGCCAUCGCAACAAACUGAUGAGCUUGGGCUUAGAAAGGCUUGAACAGCCACGGAAACCUUCGCGGUCAGGAAGCGACGGGGACUCGGCAGAAGAGGCGCGAUGCCCAACCCCUCUGCUCCCAAGUUCCGCGGCUGACGGUUUCCCACAGAGUCUCACGCGUCACCGAGACGCCUACGGAAUCGUCGUGACCGAAGUUUAUGUAACUACCGGAACUACGACAUCUCAGCACGACCCGCCUCUGAUCCCGUCGGCAACGUAUCAUCCCGCCGGCGUCACUGAUUAUACCUUUGACCCAUUCUGGAGCGUGUUGCUGCCUCGAGACGCGCCCGGCUCCCGAGACGGCCAGACACAGCACCAAUUCGAAACUGUUUGCACAUCGAAUCAUCGCCGACAACAGCGCGCCACAGUACUCGAAAAGUUCCAUGGCAUUCUGUCACGGGCGUCGCUCAAGCUCAAGCGGCUUGAUCCAGUCAAGAUGGCAUACCUGCGCACCAGUUUCGUCUUUGCGUUUGCCGUGUUGAUCACAUGGAUCCCCAGCUCCAUCAAUCGGCUGUACAGCAUCACACACAAUGGCAAGAUCAGCUUCCCCCUCAGCGUCGCCAGCGGGUGCGUGCUGCCUCUACAAGGUGUAUGGAACGCCAUCAUUUAUCUCACGACGAGCUAG
Molecule: messenger RNA, 1275 nt
Organism: Purpureocillium lilacinum
Lineage: Eukaryota; Fungi; Ascomycota; Sordariomycetes; Hypocreales; Ophiocordycipitaceae
Biological process (GO): adenylate cyclase-activating G protein-coupled receptor signaling pathway; cell surface receptor signaling pathway
Cellular component (GO): plasma membrane
Molecular function (GO): G protein-coupled receptor activity
Source: RefSeq, a predicted model, not a curated record